GUUGUAAAAAGAAAUUUAUGGAAGUAAAUUUUACCCACGGGCCUAACAUAAAAACCAGAGCUUUCGGUGUGCGAACUUCAGUAAAGUCGGAAAAAGAGUCGGAAAAUCACCAUGAAGUUAUUUCUGUGUCUUUUGCCAAUUUUGGUGUCCUGUCUUGGGGCCGUUGUUGAAAACUGUGCCAAUUCACAGUCGGAAAGAUGCAGGAAAAUGCAUGAAGAAGCAAUGAUGCAUCCGAAAGUGCAACCAAGAUAUCCAUUUCUAACCCGGUCUGCUGGUAAUUCAUUGGAGCAGACAACUGAAUACUGGACGAAUCUUGGACAUCAGCACGUUCUAGAAAAAAUCAAUCGACGUUUCAAUACCAAUCGAGCAAAGAAUAUUGUCUUCUUCAUUGGCGAUGGCAUGAGCAUUCCAACUCUUUUCGCUGCUAGAAUGGCUUUGGGAGGUGAAGAGCAGCAGUUGUCCUUUGAAAAGUUCCCCUACAGUGGUUUAGCCAAAACUUACUGUGUCGAUGGUCAAGUGGCCGAUUCUGCAUGUUCUGGAACGGCUUAUUCAACCGGAGUUAAAGCAAAUUUGUAUACAUUGGGAGUUAAUGCAAAGGUUCCAUUGAGUGAUUGCAAAGCUGGAUUGGACCCACUAACUCAUACAGAAUCCCUUGCAAAGUGGGCGCUUGAUUCUGGAAAGUCUGCAGGAAUAGUUACAACUACAACAGUUACUCAUGCCUCACCAGGUUCGAAUUAUGCUCACAUAGCUGACCGAAUGUGGGAAAAUGAUUUUAUAAUUAGGCAAAGUGGUUGUGAUCCAAACGAAGUGACGGAUAUAGCUAGGCAACUUAUUCAUGGACCAGUUGGUAGCCGCUUUAGUGUUAUACUGGGUGGUGGUCGGGGUCAUAUGCGAGACGCAUCAAUUCCAGAUGAAGAAGGCGGCUUUGGCUACCGUAAUGAUUCUCGGGAUUUAAUUUCCGAGUGGCUUAAUAGCGGAACCAAUACAAAGAGAUAUGUUUGGAAUCGCAAGGAUCUUCUAACCUUGCCUGGAAAUACUGAACAGCUUCUUGGUCUCUUUGAGAACGGAGAUAUGCAAUUCUAUUUGGAGAGUCAAGCUAAGCAAACCCAAGAUACGGAACCUACCUUGGAAGAAAUGACUCGAAGUGCUAUAAAUGUCCUGAAAAAUAAUAAUAAUGGAUUCUUUUUGUUCGUUGAGGGUGGUAGGAUUGAUCACGGUCACCACUACACUAUGCCUAGAGCAGCCAUAGGAGAAACUGUUGAACUGCACAAAGCUGUUCAAGCUGCAAGAGAAAUGUUGAGUGAAUAUGACUCUUUGAUUGUAGUAUCGGCGGAUCAUGCUCAUACAAUGUCGAUCUCAGGAUAUCCCACAAGAGGCAACGACAUAUUCGGCAAAGUCGAUACCGGACUUAUGAAUGGUGAUUUUCUGGCAAAGGAUGGCAUGCCCUAUAUGACACUGAGCUACGCCAAUGGUGCUAGUAUUUCAAGUCAAUACUCACCCACUGGCCGUGUCAAUCCGGCCACUUCAGAUUACAGCCAGUGGGACUCCUUCUUUCCCUUCAAUGUGCCAACUGAUAUUGAGACGCAUGCUGGAGAUGAUGUUGGAGUUUUUGCAUCCGGACCAUAUGCUCAUCUCUUCACAGGAACAAUGGAACAGAGCUACUUGCCACACCUGAUGGCCUAUGCUGCAGCAGUAGGCAAUGGACCUAAGGCUCCUUAAUAAAUAUUCUUCAGUUGUAUAUACAAGAUGUGUAUACAGUAGACUCUCGCUUAUCUGUGAAAAUGAGAUCCAAAUGUCAUACGAAUUAACCCUUUAAGGACGAGAAUGUACAAAAUUGGAGGUCAGAAAAAACUAUUUUCUCUGACCUUCUAGAGCAAAACACAACUUUACAAGGCCAUAGGAAAAAUUUCAUUUUUGGGUCACCGGUGACCCAAUCGUCCUUGAAGGGUCAAGAGAUUGAUAAACCGUUUGAAAUCCAACAAUUUUUUAACUAUACUUAGGCAUCGGUGAAGUGAAUUCUCACCUGGCCGAAUGGAUAUUUUUCCAGUACAGCACUCACAUUAGAUUAAUGCACAUUUGCUUUAACAAAAACUUCCUAAACAUAAACAAUAUGUAAUCAAAAUUUUUAAAAUUCAACUGACACCCGGAAUACUUUAUUUCACCUGAACGAGCAAUAAACAGAUAAGCGAAAGUCUACUGUAAAUGAAAUGUCUUAAUGAUAUUUUGUUUGAUUCUUUAAAUUUUAAAACAUAAAAAAAAUGUUUUCAAUAAAUCUCAAUUCUUCAUGCUUUA
This is a messenger RNA of Phlebotomus papatasi, 2292 nucleotides long. RefSeq names its product membrane-bound alkaline phosphatase-like. Gene Ontology annotation, molecular function: alkaline phosphatase activity. The transcript is spliced from 2 exons. Gene Ontology annotation, biological process: dephosphorylation. Bases 112 to 1719 code for a protein of 535 amino acids. Lineage: Eukaryota; Metazoa; Arthropoda; Insecta; Diptera; Psychodidae. The record is from RefSeq and is a predicted model, not a curated record.